Molecule: messenger RNA, 2937 nt
Organism: Formica exsecta
Lineage: Eukaryota; Metazoa; Arthropoda; Insecta; Hymenoptera; Formicidae
Exons: 6
Coding region: 311-2656 (781 amino acids)
Source: RefSeq, a predicted model, not a curated record
CAAUUUUAUCAAAUUUGACGAUCCGGGACGAUUUUGGUUUCCGUCUUGCGUUAUCUCAUUCGAUUUCUGUCGAAUUGCCGAUAAAUCUGGGUCGUUUGACAUUUGGCGCGCGAAAUGCGCGAGCGCGCAUGCGCGCGCGAUGUAGCGCGAAGGUUGUACGUACGGUUCGCGGUUUGUGUGUGUGUGUCGUUCGCGCUAGAAAUCGAGGAAUAUCUCGCGUGAUCGCGGGUGUUGCAGCGAAAAUUGAAUCGGAUCGACUUGUUCCUGUCCCCCGGAUGUCGCGCAUGCUGUCACAUAGAGCCGCGUCUUGAUGCGGAUCGAAUCGUCCACCAGGAUGGAGAAGAGGUUGUCAGAAACGCCGCGUCAAGGACUGCCGAGUCCCUCGAGAAAGAAUAAAAGACGAUCCAACCGCAUCAGGAGCAAUCCGCUGGAUACAGUACUGGACACCUGGGCGAACGGUCCUCAGAACAAGCAGGAUGGUAAUCGCCUGUUGUCGAAUGUCGAGUAUCCGACACAGAUGCUGUGGCAGUCGGGCGUACCGCAAAACUUGCCGGGUAAUGGACAACGUCUGUUCACCGCGAUGUCCGACCCGAGCGUGUGCGGCUACUCGCCGUUGCCGCUGACAUACACUAUGCAGCCCGUCUCACUGCCACCGAUGUACAGGAUGUACCAGCCAAUGCCAAUGCCGAACGUUAGAACCGUCCACGGCAGACGCAGACGUCACUGUAACGAGCAUAUGACGAACGUUUGUCCUAAUGCCAACAAUAAUGUCGUUAAUGGCUAUGGUAGUCUGCAAGAGAAUGGAAGAUUAGAGUUCACUGCGCAUAUUGCUCAUCAAAAUGGAGACUACGCCAGUCUACCAUCCACCGCCAAUAAAGAUAGUGGCAUCAAUAGCGAUGAACUAAAUUCAGAGCAAAGAAGAUACUCCGAUCCUGGAUUGGGACCUGCCGAGAAUUUGCCUCCUACAGACAAUUCUGAUGAUUCCGACAGUAUCGAGAGUGGGAGUUCUGUAACAACAAUUAGCCGUAGUAAUAAGCUUGUCCUAUCGCUCAUUGAACAGAUGACAGAACUAAAGAAAUGUAACAGUCAAUUGUUCAAAGAGCUCAGUGAGACUAAGUCAAAUGUAGAAAACAUAAAAGCAAAAUUAGCACAAUGCAAAUACAGUACUCCUACAGAUUAUCAACCUGGAAUGUUAUCAGGACUUAUAGGUGAAAUCAGAGAAGCUAAUAAAAAUUGUGAAGAAAACUUAGUUACAAAGGUUAAGACUAUGUUGGAAGAGAGAUAUCAUCAACAAGCGAAAGAAGUGGGAGAGCUUAAGAACCAAUUGUCGAAAUUGACAAAGGAGAAGGAAGAAAGUGACGAGCGUGUCGCGAAACUGGAGGAGGAACUGAUGGCGCUGAAGCUGAACGCAACCAACGAGGGCCGCGAGAUCGCAGCCUUCGAGGAGGAGACCCUGGCGCUGCGACGGGAGCUCCAGGAGGCGCGAGCGUCCAGGACCUUGGCCGAGGCGCGGGCGUCCAGGACCUUGGCCGAGAACCAUGCGGCAAAGUGCGUAAACUUUGCGGUAUCCAGAUCUGUCACACGAUCUGUAACUUUUGAUACGCCCUGUAUAACCAGCACCCCCGUGCGUACCGCUCUUACCGACACUUGCUCCUUAUCCCCCGUUCUCCCAUCCGCAAUCUCGUCGUCGUCCUCCGUCCUGCGUUCCCGUUCUGCGGAGGUGGCGGCUCUUUUGCUCGUCUCCGAAGAUGCGAAUCAUCGUCGAAACUCUGAGCCCGGACCAGUGUCUCGUGAUCAGGAUUUUUCACGGCCGACGGAGGACGAAAGCGAUCGGUGUUCCGAGACGAUCUCCACGCCCUGCCAAACCGCCCUGACUUGCUCGAAUGAAGAUACCGUGAACGCGAUUGGAAUCGAAUCUCGGGACAAGAUCGGAAACCAGAGCUCAGGACUUGCCAAUACCGUGACUCGUUCAGAUAUUUCGUCUGCAUCGAAAUUGAGGGAUUAUCCGAUGUUUUCCAAUCGAAAGGAAGCGCAUAUUGUUGACGCCGCAAAAAGCGACAGUAAAGCAAAAUUAACAGUGACUGAGGAGGAAAUGGAAACAAGACACUUGACGGCUGACAGUUUAUUGUCAGAGGAACAAACUGGCGAUCAACUUCGAGGGAAAUACGCGAACACGGAGAUGACAUCGGUAAUAGAAAAGGAUGAAGCAAGAAUCCUCGUAUCACCGAGCGAAGAGGAGAAGAAUUUGCCAAGCGACACGACGAGCAAAGUAGAGAGCUCGAUUAAUCACCCGAGUUGGCAAAAAAUGUGCACGUUUCGCAAUCAGCGAGGCAGCUUUAAGAAAUCGCGACGGAGGAACGGCAACUUGAAGAGAUCAUUUAGCGAGACCGACAAGAACCCGUGCCAGGACACCAAGGUCGACAUGAGUCGCCCGUGCUCCUCGAGCGAUACGAUCGGGGCCAGUCGCGACACGAUGAGCGAGGACGAAGGUUGUUGCUCUCGCAAUGACGAUCGCACGAGCAUCAUCGAGGUGCCGGACGUCGCUGUGGUCAGUGGUGGCUCCAUUAUGCCGAAAAACCUCUGCUCGACGAGAACCCCGAUCUCCAGAAUCCAAAGAGCACCUUCACGCGCCACCUACACCACCGCCUAUAUCUAAGUUAUGUACGCGCGGGGCCUCGGCAACAAAAAAAAAUAAAGAGCAAUAUCACGCUAUUCUCUCGCGUCGGCGAUAUCGGGGGCUUCAAGGGGCUUUUUACUAGAGGCUACUACUAUGUACAUGUCGAAUAGCACGUAGGUCUAUUAUUCACUCAUCAUGCAUGCUUUUUCAUACACGCUCGAUUUAUUAAUUUAUGCUACAUGCUUCAGGGGAGUUACGUAUUACCAAUAUUUGAAAAAGAUAUACAUAUAUAUAUAUAUAUAUAUACAUAUAUAUAUACA